Ilex paraguariensis (yerba mate) is the source of this 187-nucleotide messenger RNA. Lineage: Eukaryota; Viridiplantae; Streptophyta; Magnoliopsida; Aquifoliales; Aquifoliaceae. The record is from the annotation of a GenBank genome assembly.
GUACCUAAAGUAUCAGAAGAGGUGUGUAAGUGAACGAAAGAAGUUGGGUAUUGGUUACAGUGAGGAAAUGAACACGUUGUUUAGGUUUUGGUCAUAUUUUCUGAUAGAUGUGUUUGUCCCUUCUAUGUAUAAAGAUUUCCUGAAGUUUGCUCUGGGAGAUGCUGCUGCUAAUUAUAGUUUGCUCUGA